Molecule: messenger RNA, 2765 nt
Organism: Nothobranchius furzeri (turquoise killifish)
Lineage: Eukaryota; Metazoa; Chordata; Actinopteri; Cyprinodontiformes; Nothobranchiidae
Gene: tprg1l
Product: tumor protein p63 regulated 1-like
Cellular component (GO): cytoplasm
Source: RefSeq, a predicted model, not a curated record
AGCAUAGAUUUAUCACCACCGUUUUGCAUAUAUUUCACCAUCACUGAUGAACCUGAUGAGUGGGUAUGUCUCUUUAAGAGGAAGGAAAUCAAAGACACGGAACUGCUUCCUCCUUACCCCACAACCAAAACAGUGGUCCGCUAUGGGAGAGUCCGCGUCUUCGGGAGGUCUUCUCGUCUAGCUGCUGCCAGCAGCCUGCUGGUGUCAAAUCGUCCGGAUCAUCGUCUCCUCCACCAUGCUGCAGCUGAACGACGCGGUGGAGCCGGAGAGCCCGGGUGUUGCGGUUCUCCAUCCCGCAGAGAUCGAGGAGGGUGUCGAGGUUGCCUUCACGCCGCCGGAGGCCGCCUCCCGAACCCUCGGACACGCAGCCUCCGUGGCCUGCUGUCCCCCCUUGCAGACGCUGACGCCUUUCCAUGUGCACAACCCCACGAUGCAGGCGAAGGUGAAGGACUACUUCGUGUUCAGGCCAGGUACCAUUGAGCAGGCUGUGAUCGACAUCCGGACUGUGGCUCUUCCAUCCGAGGACGGGGAGGUGCUCAGCGUCUGGCUGCUGGCAGAAGUCGACCACUGGAACAAUGAAAAGGAGAAACUAGUUCUUAUAACAGACAAGUCUUUGCUGGUGUGUAAGUAUGACUUCAUCAAUUUGCUGUGUCAACAAGUGAUCCGGAUCUCCCUCAACGCUGUGGACACCAUCUCCAUUGGAGAAUUUGAGUUUCCACCCAAAUCCCUUAACAAAAGAGAGGGCUACGGGAUCCGUGUCCAGUGGGACAAACGACCACGAGCUUCGUUCUUGAACCGCUGGAACCCCUGGUCCACAGAAAUGCCCUAUGCCACCUUCACAGAGCAUCCCAUGGCCCGUGCUGAUGAGAAGGUGGCCUCUCUCUGCCAGUUGGACAACUUCCGAACCCAGCUGGUGCAGGCGGUGAAGAAGGCCCAUAAGGAGCACCCAAUCCCGGGUCGGGCUAACGGCGUCCUGAUCCUGGAGCGACCCCUGCUCAUCGAGACGUAUCUAGGGAUCAUGUCCUUCAUCAACAACGAAGCAAAGCUGGGCUACUCCAUGACACGUGGGAAGUUCGGCUUUUAAAUCAGUUGUGUUUAUGUUCUACCACUCUGUUCAAAGGAACGCUCCAGAUUAAGGUGUGCAUCAAGUCAUUACAUGUUCACACCACCUGACGUUGGUGUCACUGCUGUUCGAUCUGCAGCUGAUAAAAGCUGUGCACACUACGCCUUAUGCAGCUUGUAGUCAUUUAAAAUUAAUUGGGGGUGAAAGCUACACUGCUCACUUGAAGCUUCCAGAACUAACGAGAUGUUUGAGUUUGGCUGGUUAGAUGAAGAAUUUCAUUAGUUUGUUUUUCUGCAGAAACAACAAAGAGCUCCAUCAGAUAAAAUCCACGAAACCACGUUAAACCACGUUAAACGACAUUCAGAAUUCUUCUUUAACAUGGUUUGAAAUUAGAAUGGCAACAAUUGGAGGUGAUUUAGUCAUGUGACACGAUGGGAGCAUUUCAACAUCAGUGAGGGGAAAAGGUUGCAUAACUAUCCUGUAGCUUGUUGUUCUUGCACGUAUUUAUUUGCUUUGAAGAGAGAGCUAGUGACAGGGCUAGAUAAACGUCAUUAGGAAACCCUCAUUUUUUAUCGUUUACUUCCAGGAAAAAAAAAAAACUCAAUGGUGUUCAACAUUUAACCAGGAUUUUUAAGGAACUCUAGUAGUUUUGGUUUGUUUCAGUCUGGCCGUUUAACUGGUUUAGAGCCAUUCAAGCUUUAAAAUGAAAACGUAACUUCUUUAAAUUUCCAUCAAAAACAAAGGUCAGGGAUCAUUUUUACUGGCAAAGAAAGAUCUAAACAUCUAAAAAGAGACAACUUGGUGUAUUUUAGCAGGACUCUUAUAAAUGGGACGUGACAGGUUUCAGGCAUAAAAGACUAUUUUUUUAACGGUCAGUGUUAUAAGCUGAUAUUCUCAAACAGAUCCCUCAAAUAUCUGCCGGAUCCAAAUUACGCCUUUUCCUUAAGUUGAUGUAUCAUUUUGAUGACACUAACAUGUAAAGUAGCAAAGGGUUCGUUUUAAGGUCAGCUGUUAGUGAAGUUAUCCCUUAUGCAUAAACACAACACGGGUUCAUUCCUUCAGGUUAGGAGUUUUUAAUGUUCGAAUGACUCCGUCCAUGUAAUCUAGAAGGUGGGAGGAAAGUGAAAAUGGUAACAUAUGAAGACUGCUAAUGAGUAAAAUGUCUAUUAUUAUUUUAUGACCUUAUAAAACCUGGAGAAUGAAAGCCAAGCUCAUUGGAAACUGAAGACAUUCGUGUAAUAAAGCAUGGUUCAUCUCAAGUUUUUUCUAGAUAGAAAUUCUGUACUUUUUUCUUUGACAUUUCCUUAAAUGUUGAACAAGUUUAUUUAAAUGUUAUGUUGUAAAAUUUGAGUUCUAUAGUGUCUGCACAAGCGUCUAGAACUGGGACGUGGGGGUCAAUAAGUGUUGCUGUCCAACCAAAGCUUACAAAAUGCUAUGCUAAGCUAAAGCGUCACGUCCUGCACUUAUGCAUGUUCCUCGCAUGUAGUUUGCACAACAGGUUUUUUUUGGUGUUAAAUAAUAUUCUGAGUGAAAAUGCAAAUGGCGAUUAUUUAACAGGAUUUCAUGGAAGCCAAAAAAAGCUUCUUUAGUGAUUUUAUUGUUUGGAAGUAUUUGAUGUGAAAUUGUCUAAAUGCCUCUUUUGUUCUGAAGAUUUGCAGCACAGCAGCUACAAUGGGAAAUAAUAAAAAAAGAUUUUGUAACA